AUGGCUCAGGAUAGCGAAGUGCCCAAGGCGGCGGACAAGGGCAAGGGCAAGGCCGUCGAUGAUGCGAAGAAGGAUAAGCAGCAAGAGAAUGGAAAGAAGGAGGACGACAAGAUCGAGACCGCUGAGGAGGAGCUCAGCGAGGAGGACCAGCAACUCAAGAAUGAGCUUGACAUGAUGGUCGAGCGUUUGACGGAGUCUGACUCGUCUCUCUACAAACCCGCCCUGGAAGCGAUGAAGACCUCCAUAAAGACAUCGACAUCAUCCAUGACAGCAGUGCCGAAGCCCUUGAAGUUCCUGCGACCACACUACGAGACUCUGACAAAGCUCUACGAAGAAUGGCCCGCGACCGAUGACAGGACAUCACUGGCCGAUGUUCUCUCCGUCAUCGGUAUGACCUUUUCGGACGAGGACCGACAAGACACACUCAAGUACCGCCUCCUAGCACCCACCUCCGACAUUGGCUCGUGGGGCCACGAGUACACCAGGCACUUGGCGCUGGAGAUUGGUGAGGUGUAUGCCAAGCGCAUUGUGCACGAUGAGCCCGUCAAGGACCUGAUCGACCUCGCACAGCACUUGAUCCCCCUCUUCCUGAAGAGCAACGCCGAGGCUGAUGCCGUGGAUCUCAUGAGCGAACUUGAGAUCAUCGAGGAGAUUCCCCAUUUCGUCGACGAGAACACGUACGCCCGAGUGUGCCUCUACAUGGUCAGCAUGGUCAACCUCCUCACCUAUCCCGACAACGAGACCUUCCUCAAGACCGCCCACAACAUCUACAUGGAGUACAAGCAGUUCGCCCAGGCCAUGGUUCUUGCGAUUCGGCUCCACGAUGUCGAACUCAUCAAGGACGACUUCCAGAAGGCCAAAGACCCUGCUCUUAAGAAGCAACUCGCAUUUCUCAUUGGCCGCCAGCGAAUAGCUUUGGACUAUCCUGAGGACACAUUGGACGACCAGGAAAUCGCAGAGUGCCUCUCCAACUCCAAGUUGUCUAGUCACUUCAAGUCACUAGGUAAAGAGCUUAACAUCCUCGAGCCCAAGAGCACCGAGGAUAUCUACAAGAGCCAUCUCGAGAGCAGCCGAGUAGCGGGAAUGACCAACCUGGACUCGGCCCGACAUAACCUGGCCGCAGCGUUCGUCAACGCCUUUGUCAACGCCGGCUUCGGUAACGACAAGAUGAUGCUGAUCGACGGCGAGAAGGAGACAUGGGUGUGGAAGACCAAGGCAGACGGUAUGAUGUCUACCGUCGCAUCCAUGGGAACUCUCUUGAUGUGGGACACUGAGAACGGUCUCGACAAGAUUGACAAGUACACUUAUUCUAGCGAGAAGGAGAUUUCGGCUGGUGCCAUGCUUGCCAUUGGUAUCAUCAACUCGGGAGUCCAGAUGGAGGCUGAGCCUGCCCUGGCCAUCCUGGGUGACAAUGACAAGCUAAACAACCCCGAUCCCCUCAUCCGAACAGCUUGUAUUAUGGGUCUUGGUCUCGCAUACGCCGGCUCCAACAAGGAAGUGGUCCUCGAGCUCCUUCUGCCCAUUAUCUCGGAUUCGAGCCAAGACAUGCAGAUUUCGGCCAUGGCUGCUCUUAGCUGUGGUCUCAUCUUCACCGGAUCUUCGCACCCUGAAAUCAGCGAGGCCAUCGUUACAACAUUGAUGGAUGACGACCGAAAGAGCCAACUGACGGACAAGUGGACCCGAUUCUUGGCUCUUGGCCUGGGCCUCCUCUUCUUUGGCCGACAAGAAGAGGUUGAUGUCAUCCUUGAGACCCUCAAGGCUAUCGAGCACCCCAUGGCAGAGGCCACAGCCGUCAUGGCCGAGAUCUGCGCCUGGGCAGGCACAGGUGCCGUCCUCAAGAUCCAAGAGCUUCUCCACAUUUGCAAUGAGCACAAGGAGGAGUCUGAUGAGAAGAAGGGAGACGAGCUCCUGCAGGCCUACGCUGUCCUCGGAAUUGCCCUGGUGGCCAUGGGCGAGGACAUCGGUCAGGAGAUGGUGUUGCGACAGUUUGGCCACCUCAUGCACUACGGCGAGCCCAACAUCCGAAAAGCCGUGCCCUUGGCCAUGGGCCUGAUCAGCCCAAGCAACCCCCAGAUGAAGCUGCUACGACAGCUUGCCAGCUAUUACCACCGCGACCAAGACGCCUUGUUCAUGGUUCGUAUCGCACAGGGUCUCCUUCACAUGGGCAAGGGAACUCUGUCAAUCAGCCCCUUCCACACAGACCGCCAGGUCUUGUCCCGUGUCGCGGCCGCCGGUCUCCUGGCCACUACCGUUGCUAUGAUCGAGCCCAAGGACUUCAUCACCUCUCAAUCCCACUACCUCCUGUACUUCCUCGUCACCGCCAUGCACCCCCGUUUCCUCGUCACCCUGGAUGAGAACCUCGAGCCCCUCAAGGUCAACGUUCGCGUUGGUCAGGCCGUCGAUGUUGUCGGCCAGGCUGGACGACCCAAGACCAUCACUGGUUGGCAAACUCAGAGCACCCCCGUGGUGCUUGGACAUGGCGAGCGUGCCGAGCUUGAGGACGAGGAGUACAUCAGCCUUAACAGCACCCUCGAGGGCUUGGUGAUUCUGCGGAAGGUUUGUUUCCCACCCUGA
Molecule: messenger RNA, 2574 nt
Organism: Fusarium vanettenii 77-13-4
Lineage: Eukaryota; Fungi; Ascomycota; Sordariomycetes; Hypocreales; Nectriaceae
Exons: 4
Coding region: 1-2574 (857 amino acids)
Biological process (GO): regulation of protein catabolic process; proteasome-mediated ubiquitin-dependent protein catabolic process
Cellular component (GO): nucleus; proteasome complex; proteasome regulatory particle, base subcomplex
Molecular function (GO): enzyme regulator activity
Source: RefSeq, a predicted model, not a curated record